Molecule: messenger RNA, 2283 nt
Organism: Vigna radiata var. radiata (mung bean)
Lineage: Eukaryota; Viridiplantae; Streptophyta; Magnoliopsida; Fabales; Fabaceae
Product: succinate dehydrogenase [ubiquinone] flavoprotein subunit 1, mitochondrial
Exons: 16
Coding region: 176-2071 (631 amino acids)
Biological process (GO): mitochondrial electron transport, succinate to ubiquinone; tricarboxylic acid cycle
Molecular function (GO): electron transfer activity; flavin adenine dinucleotide binding; succinate dehydrogenase (quinone) activity
Source: RefSeq, a predicted model, not a curated record
CCACGUGUUCGCCAUUGAAGCGUCGUUCACUUUCUCUUUGUGACGGCGUGAGAAAGGAAAGCAGAGAAAAGAAGAGUAAGGUGGGAGGCACACGCACAAAAAGAGAGUCGGAAUCUCCAGUAUUCAAUCGGAGACAACACCAACUCAGCCGGAAGAAGUAGAGUGCGCGGCGAAAAUGUGGCGGUGCAUCGCACGGGGGCUUCGUGGGGCUGCCUCUACCACCAGAUCCACCUCUAGUCACCCUCUCGGAUCUCACCUUUGUAGAUUCUUCUCCAGUGGGGUUAACUCCUCGUAUACCGUGGUGGAUCAUACUUAUGAUGCUGUUGUCGUAGGUGCGGGUGGCGCGGGAUUGAGAGCUGCUAUUGGACUUUCAGAACACGGGUUCAAGACUGCUUGUAUCACCAAGCUCUUCCCCACUCGUUCGCACACGGUUGCAGCUCAGGGUGGUAUAAAUGCUGCUUUGGGAAACAUGACAGAAGAUGACUGGAGGUGGCACAUGUAUGACACUGUCAAGGGAAGUGAUUGGCUAGGUGAUCAGGAUGCCAUACAGUAUAUGUGCAGGGAAGCACCAAAAGCAGUCAUCGAGCUAGAGAACUAUGGUUUACCAUUUUCCCGAACGGAGGAUGGAAAAAUAUAUCAGCGUGCAUUUGGUGGUCAAAGCUUGAACUAUGGGAAAGGAGGUCAAGCAUACCGCUGUGCAUGUGCUGCUGAUCGAACUGGGCAUGCUUUAUUGCACACUCUCUAUGGUCAAGCUAUGAGACAUAAUACCCAGUUUUUUGUGGAAUAUUUUGCAUUGGAUCUCUUAAUGAAUAAUGAUGGCACCUGCCAGGGAGUAAUUGCCUUGAAUAUGGAGGAUGGAACACUACAUCGUUUCCAAGCUGCCUCAACAAUUUUGGCCACAGGGGGUUAUGGUAGAGCAUACUUUUCUGCAACCUCAGCACACACAUGUACUGGAGAUGGCAAUGCCAUGGUUGCACGUGCUGGGAUCCCUCUUGAGGAUUUGGAGUUUGUACAAUUUCACCCAACUGGUAUAUAUGGAGCAGGUUGCCUUAUAACAGAAGGCUCUCGUGGUGAAGGUGGAAUUCUCAGGAACAGUGAGGGUGAGCGAUUUAUGGAACGAUAUGCUCCUACUGCAAAGGAUCUUGCAUCAAGAGAUGUAGUUUCGAGAUCAAUGACAAUGGAGAUCAGGGAAGGUCGUGGUGUAGGACCCCUGAAAGAUCACAUCUAUCUCCAUUUGAAUCACUUACCCCCAGAUGUGCUCAAGGAGAGACUUCCUGGAAUCUCUGAAACUGCUGCUAUUUUUGCUGGUGUGGAUGUUACAAAGGAACCCAUCCCUGUUUUGCCAACAGUACAUUAUAACAUGGGCGGUAUUCCCACAAACCAUUAUGGAGAGGUGGUUACCAUUAAAGGUGACAAUCCAGAUUCAGUGAUUCCUGGAUUGAUGGCCGCCGGGGAAACAGCCUGUGCAUCAGUCCAUGGUGCCAAUAGGCUUGGUGCAAAUUCUCUUCUGGAUAUUGUUGUUUUUGGUAGAGCUUGUGCAAAUAGAGUUGCAGAAAUCCAUAGACCAGGAGAGAAACAAAAGCCUUUAGAGAAAGAUGCUGGUCAGAGAACAAUUGCAUGGCUGGACAAAUUGAGAAAUUCAAAUGGUUCAUUGCCAACUUCAAAAAUUCGGUUGAAUAUGCAACGAGUUAUGCAAAGCAAUGCUGCUGUGUUCCGUACACAGGAAACGUUAGAAGAAGGUUGUCAAUUAAUUGAUAAAACGUGGGAGAGCUUCCAUGAUGUUAAGGUCAAGGACCGCAGUUUAAUAUGGAACUCCGACUUGAUUGAGACUAUUGAGUUGGAAAAUCUUUUGAUAAAUGCUUGCAUCACAAUGUACUCUGCUGAAGCUAGGAAAGAGAGUAGAGGAGCUCAUGCCCGUGAAGACUUCAAGGUUAGAGAUGAUGAGAACUGGAUGAAACACACUGUGGGAUACUGGGAGAACGAGAAGGUCCGGUUAGACUACAGGCCAGUGCAUUUAAAUACAUUGGAUGAUGAGGUUGAAUCAUUCCCUCCCAAGGCUCGUGUCUAUUGAUUUCCUUGCUAAUGGAUGGUUAGACUUGUCGUCUCGAUGUUUAAGGACAGGAAAAAAAAUGCAAUAAAUUUUAUUUUUGAUGAUAAUUGUUGCAUUCGUCAUCAAUGUUGAUUCAUAUUCCUGUCAUUCUCAAAUAAAACUGUAUUUGCAGCAAAGAAUCAUAGCAAUACAAUUCUAUUUAACUGCUUGUAUUUUGACAAGCUUUUUGCAAA